Strigops habroptila (Kakapo) is the source of this 3761-nucleotide messenger RNA. RefSeq names its product PAT1 homolog 1, processing body mRNA decay factor (gene PATL1). The transcript is spliced from 19 exons. Gene Ontology annotation, molecular function: RNA binding. The record is from RefSeq and is a predicted model, not a curated record. Gene Ontology annotation, biological process: P-body assembly; deadenylation-dependent decapping of nuclear-transcribed mRNA. NCBI's taxonomy places the organism in Eukaryota, Metazoa, Chordata, Aves, Psittaciformes, Psittacidae. Gene Ontology annotation, cellular component: P-body. Bases 56 to 2356 code for a protein of 766 amino acids.
CUGCGCGGCGGGGGCCCAAGGGCCGGAGCGGGCGGGGGGCGCCGCCGCCGGCGCCAUGUUCCGGUACCAGUCCUUAGAGGACUGCCCGUUGGAUGAGGAUGAAGAUGCUUUCCAAGGUCUGGGUGAGGAAGAUGAAGAUAUCGACCAGUUUAACGAUGACACGUUUGGAGCCGGGGCUGUCGAUGACGACUGGCAGGAGGCCCACGAGCGGCUGGCCGAGCUGGAGGACAAGCCUGUGGCAAGCAGGGAGCAGGAUGGACCCAGCAGCGAGGACCUGGACCUGCUGGGGGACCCUGAGGACACCCUGGCCGAGCGGCUGACCCGGCUGGUCAUCGACAGCGAGCUGGAGGACCCUGCCAUCAUGCAGGCAGUGCAGACCCGGGGCCCUGCGCAGCAGCCUGGAGGGCUCAAUUCCAGCAUUUGGGAUAGCUCGGCCGUGCUGCGGCGCAUGCGGGGGCCGCUCCUCACUCAGGAGAUGCCCUCGGUGUCCGUGCUGGACUAUGCUCUGCCCCAGAGGCCCCCCCAGCCCCGCGAUGACGAGCGGGACCCGUCGGAGCGGGCGCUGCCGCGGCGCUCCUCGUCCCCCGUCAUCGGGAGCCCCCCUGUGCGGGCUGUCCCCAUCGGCACCCCCCCAAAGCAGGCUGCUGUGCCCAGCUUCAACCAGCAGAUCCUAUGUCCGAAGCCUGUCCACAUCCGAGCGACCCUGCAGCAGCGCUACCCCGCUCCCUACGGAGAGAGGAUGUCCCCCAACCAGCUCUGCAACGUACCGAAUUCCUCCCUCCUGGGCCACCCAUUCCCGCACAGCGUCUCUCCCGUUCUUACCCACCUGCAGAGAGCUCAGCUGCUCGGAGGAGCACAGGCCGGCCGGAUGUCCCCCAGCCAGUUUGCCCGGGUCUCCGGCCUGGUUGGGAGCCCCAUUCCCUCCGUGAAUCCCAAGCUGCUCCAGGGCAGGGUCGGGCAGAUGAUGCCUCCAGCCAGUGGGUUUCGUGCCUUCUUCGGGGCUCCCCCUGCUCCUCCUCCCUCUCAGCUGCAGCACCCACCGGGUCCUGGAUCCCACCUCCAGAGCCUCCGGCCUCAACCCCAGAUGUUCCGCCCGGACACGACCCACUUGCACCCGCAGCACCGCCGGCUCCUGCACCAGCGGCAGCAGCAGAGCCGAAGCCAGCACCGGAGCCUCAACGGCUCCGUGGGGGAUCGAGGGGGUCACCGGAGCAGCCACCAGGAGCAGAUGAGGAAAGAUCCUUACGCCAACCUCAUGCUGCAACGGGAGAAGGAUUGGGUGUCCAAGAUCCAGAUGAUGCAGCUCCAGAGCACUGAUCCCUACCUGGAUGACUAUUACUACCAGAAUUACUUCCAGAAGCUGGAGAAGUUGUCGGCAGCGGAAGAAGUCCACGGUGAUGGUCCCAAGAAGGAACGCACUAAACUCAUCACACCUCAGGUGGCCAAGCUGGAGCACACCUACAAGCCAGUGCAGUUUGAGGGCUCCCUGGGGAAGCUCACAGUCUCCAGCGUCAACAACCCUCGGAAGAUGAUCGAUGCGGUGGUGACCUCCCGCAGCGAGGAUGAUGAGACAAAGGAGAAGCAGGUUCGGGACAAGAGGCGCCAGACCCUUGUCACGAUCGAGAAGACAUACAGCCUCCUCCUGGACGUGGAGGACUAUGAGAGACGCUACCUCCUGAGCCUGGAAGGGGAGAGGCCGGCCCUGAUGGGUGAGAGGAAGCAGAAGAUCUGUGACAUGUACGACAACCUGAGGGGGAAGGCGCCCGGGCAGGACAGGCCGAGCGAUGACCACUUCAUGCAGAUCAUGUGCAUCCGGAAAGGGAAGCGCCUCGUCGCCCGGAUCCUGCCCUUCUUGUCACCCGAGCAAGCGGCCGACGUGCUGAUGGCAACAGCCAGGAACCUGCCCUUCCUCAUCAAGAAGGAUGCUCAGGAUGAGGUGCUGCCCUGCCUGUUGAGGCCCUUCUCACACGUUCUCUACCACCUUCCCUUGGGGACAGUCACCAGCCUUGUGCAGCAGUUAACGAACCUACCUCAGAGCGCGCCCGCGCCAGCACCCACCAACCUGCACCUCACUGCUGUGCUCCAGAACAAGUUCGGCCUGUCCCUGUUGUACUUGGUGCUGAGCCGUGGGGAGGAGCUGCAGAGCUCGGACACCAACACGGAGCUGAUGCAGGACAACCAGUGGACGGAGCUGAUGCUCAUGGCAACGCGGGAGCUCCUGCGCAUCCCUCAGGCAGCUUUGGCAAAACCAGUGUCCACCCCUUCCAACCUCCUCUCCCUCUUCUCUCGCUACGUGGACCAGCAGAAGCUCAACCUGCUGGAGACAAAAUUGCACUUAGUGCACGGGAUCCGGUAGGACAUCUCCACGGCUCCUCGGCACCAGAGUGUUCCAGAAGAUGGAUGGAGGGCAGGGGAUUCCCCCCCCAACACACCCCAACCACCCUCCCACCACCCCAGGGUGGGGGUUUUGGGGUGGGAGAAGCGCUUUCCCACCCCAAAACCUUGGGAGAACGCUUCUCCCAUCCCCAAAUGAUGGGAGGAUCCAUCUCCCGCCCCCAAAACCAUGGGAGAAAACACCUCUUCCAUCGCAAAACCUUGGGAGAACCCCUUUUCCACCACAAAAUCAUGGGAGAACACACGUCUCCUACCCCAAAAUCAUGGAAGAAUCCUUCUUCCACCCCAAAACGAGGGGAGACAACACCUCUCCCAGCCCAAAACCUUGGGAGAACGCCUUUCCUACCCCAAAAUCAUGGGAGAACACACCUCUCCUACCCCGAAAUCAUGGGAGAAUCCUUCUUCCACCCCAAAAUCAUGGGGGAAAACACCUCUCCCACCCCAAAAUCCUGGAAGAAUCCCUCUUCCACCCCAAAAUCAUGGGAGGCUCCUUCUUCCACCCCAAAAUUAUGGGGGGAAAACUCCUCUCCCACCCCAAAAAACUUGGGAGAACGCUUCUCCCACCCCAAAAUCAUGGGAAAAAGACCUCUCCCACCCCAAAAUCAUGGGAAAAAGACCUCUCCCACCCCAAAAUCAUGGGACAAGGAGGUGCUGGGGGGGGUGUUUGGCUGCUCCCCCCCACCCCCAACAUGCUGAGCUCCCCCUUUCUCUACCCCCCCCACUGCUUCUCCUCCCCCCCCACCCCACUAUAGAAGGGAGAAGCCCCCCCAUUGCCCAUUAAGGGGUAACAGGGGGUGGCCCCCACUCCCUCCGUGGCCCCCAUUGAGCACUGAGCUCCGGUCCUUGCCCUUCCCUGACCGUGCACACGUGUGAACAUGCGUGAACACGCGUGUGCACACCCCCACACCUCUUUUGCACACUUGCCUUGUCUUCCCCAGCCUCCCCUCCAUCCCUCCCCCUUGGGAUCCCUCCCGGGGGGGGGCUCCAGCCCCUCGGAUCCCGCUGGAUCCCUCCUGGGAAAGGCGGCAGCAGGGAAUGGGGGGGGGGGGAGGUUUAUUUUACCCCUUUUUUUGGCUUUUAAAAGAGAAACCACCCCAAAUAUUUGCACAUGGAGGUAUUUUAACCCCCCCUUUGGCAUUAACACCCCCCCCCUCGCUGCCCCUCUCCCCCACCAAGCAGAAAGUUCAUUUAUUAUUAUUAAUUUCUUGUCUUUUUUGCCCUUUUCUUUGGUUUUUUGGGGGGUUUCCCCCCAACCCUCCCCCCCCAGCCCCCCCCCCCCAAGUUUUCAGUUCUGGUUAAUGAGAAUAAAGUUUCUAAAUUUACAUUUUUAUAGGGUUCUUGUAAAUAAAGAUGAAUUGUAUACUGCU